Uranotaenia lowii is the source of this 2084-nucleotide messenger RNA. RefSeq lists its product as uncharacterized. The transcript has 5 exons. The coding region runs from base 187 to 855 and encodes 222 amino acids. Gene Ontology annotation, molecular function: glutathione peroxidase activity. The record is from RefSeq and is a predicted model, not a curated record. NCBI's taxonomy places the organism in Eukaryota, Metazoa, Arthropoda, Insecta, Diptera, Culicidae. Gene Ontology annotation, biological process: response to oxidative stress.
AGAAUCUAUGUGCAUCGUCAGUUGUUAGAUAUAAUAUUCCCCAGUUUUGACUGAAGAUAACAUUCAGUGACAGCAUCCGGCAAAAGUGGACAUCAUCUCCUGGUGAUAGCAGACAAAAAAAAUCACGCCCAUCACCGUUCUUUGGACAGGCACAUAAAAAAAACGCUUCUAAACGAACCGGAAGAAAUGUUUUUGCUGAAACUACUGACGGCCGCUCGGCAACCCGUCAAGGGAACGUCCCGGAUGGCCGCCUCUCUCGGUUUCGUGGGAACCGCCUUUGUGGCCAUGCACAUGCUCUCCACUAGCAGUGUCUUCGCAUGCGCCUCUUCACCACCGGCCGCGUCAUCGAAAUCGGCACAAUCGGUCUACGACUUCACGGCCACCGACAUCGACGGAAACGCCGUUUCUCUGGACAAAUACAAGGGCCACGUGCUCCUGAUCGUCAACGUGGCCUCCAACUGUGGCUACACCGAGAAGCAUUACGCCGAAAUGAACGAACUGUACAAGGAAUAUGCCGAUUCUCAGGGACUUCGCAUCCUGGCCUUCCCGAGUGAUCAGUUCCACCAGGAGCCGGGAACCAAUGCCGAAAUCAAGAAGUUUGCCCGGGAAACGAAGGGAGCCAAGUACGACCUGUUUGCCAAAAUCUACGUCAACGGAGACGAAACUCAUCCGUUGUGGCGCUUCCUGAAGGAUCGCCAAGGUGGAACCCUGGUCGAUGCCAUCAAGUGGAACUUCACCAAGUUCAUCGUCGAUAAAAAUGGCCAACCGGUCGAACGUCAUGGACCGCAAACUAGCCCGUUGGAGUUGCGCAAAAAUCUGGAGAAAUACUUCGCCCAGCAACCGUCUUCGGCUUAGAUUUUUGAACCGCGGAUCUUCGUGUGACACUUGUGUAAAAUGACCAUUGAACGCAUCUAAUGUUUUGACAUUGUUUUAAUAUUAGGUGGUAUGAAUAAAAAAAUAGCAAUUGCUUCGAUAGCUUUUACUCUGCUCGAACUUUUGAAUGGCAACAUUUGAAAGCAUUUGCUCAGCUAGAUAUGAAAAAGCUGAGUAAAACAUUUACUUUCAACCUGCUCCGGAUUAAAAAUAUGCAUGCCAUUCGAAGAUAUUGACUAACAAAACUGCUCGAAAAUAGCAAAAGCAAUUACUAGAGCUUUAUUCAUAUCAGCCAUUGUUAAGCUUUCAAACAACCGCAAAAUGGGGGUUCAAUAAUCGGAAUGUUUAUUUUGUCACUUUAGCUUUUAAUUUUUAAAAAUCUGUUUAAACUUAAUAGGGACAAAAAAUAAGCAUUUUAUAUCCGAUUCAAAGAGCUGAUUCCACAAAUCUAGGGAAUGAAUCAUCCCAGAGGAUGAAAAUCCCGUACAAAAAAAAACUGAUUCCACAAAAUUCCUCAUGGAAAUUCGAUUUCUCACACGAAUAAUCUAUCGAACAAAUCUUUUUAGAAAUACAGAAUCAGAACAAAUUUUAAUAUAAAAACAACACUCUGAGAGAUGAAUCAUCCUUCGGGAUGAAAAUCCAAGAAAAAAAAUUUAAAUAAUACUAAGUAAAAUUCAAAUAUUUUGAAAUCUCGUGGAUAUUUUGAGAUAUAUUUUCACGAAAAAGUGUCUAAAGAUUUUAAGAAAUUGACGCACGGUGUUUUAAACGAUAUUCAAAUGUAUGUGUGAAAUAUUGAUUAAAGUAUGCAAAACAAAAUUAAUUACUUAUGUUUCUUUUAAAAUCGCUAUUUGCUAUUAUUCCACUGAUCAUAAUUAUUCCUUCAGAUUUAGAAAUUCUUUCAAAUAUAAAAUUAUUUUUCAAUUUUUUAGGACCGUAACUUUUAUAAGACUCAAAAUAUCGGCUUAAAACCUGUUCAGUUGUGUUAUUCGAAUAAAAAUUAAAUUAUUUAAUUAAAUCAACAAUUGCUUUUCUCAUUUUGAAUCAUGCAUUAAAGGGUUAUUUUUACAUUUUACCCACAGCUCCUAGACACAUACACAUCUAUGAAGGUUGCGGGAAAAUAUUUUACUUAUUAUAAAUCACUCCCCAUUUUACGGUUAAAAAAAUUAAAAAAGGUUAAAAUGAAACAAAAAUAUAAGAUUGUUUAGCAUAAA